CUGGAGAAGGGAUCAAACGUAACCCUUCCACUGGGGAAGGGGGAGACCGGGCGGGCGCCAGUCCUCUCCUCCGUGGUUCUUCUGCUCUUUGCCUUAACUUUGGGGCUCGGCGGGGUUAGUGACGGGAGCUUAACCGGGCUCUGGGUGUGGAGGAGGUUUGUGGCUACGAUAGGGUCAUAGUCUUUCUCGCGGCCACUGGGAUGAUAAAACAAAUGUCUGUAAUCCGGAUUAUCCGCGGUGACGUGGGGCCUCCGUCUCUGCUGUCCAUCUAAGUUAAAGGCCUGUUCCCUCAACCUCCCUCCCCUUUCCUCUCCUUUUCCCAUCUCUUUUUUAGUCAAGCCCAGCCGAGGAGGGAGUCAGGGCCACCAGGUUCUUCUUGCUAAGGUUGAAAGUCUGUAAGUCUGAAAAAGUGAGUCUGUGUGAGGGAAGGAGGGAUUUUGGGUAUUGCUUCCCUUACCAUGUCAGGGAAACGGAAGCGUGUGGUGUUGACUAUUAAAGAUAAGCUCGAUAUAAUAAAGAAACUUGAAGACGGAGGUUCUUCCAAACAAUUGGCAGUUAUUUAUGGAAUUGGUGAAACAACAGUUCGGGAUAUAAGAAAAAAUAAGGAAAAGAUUAUAACAUAUGCAAGCAGUUCUGAUUCUACAAGUCUUCUGGCCAAGAGAAAAUCUAUGAAGCCGUCCAUGUAUGAGGAACUGGACAGAGCAAUGCUGGAAUGGUUUAACCAGCAGAGAGCAAAAGGGAAUCCCAUAUCUGGACCAAUUUGUGCAAAAAGGGCAGAGUUCUUCUUUUAUGCUUUGGGAAUGGAUGGUGAUUUUAACCCCUCUGCUGGUUGGUUAACUCGUUUUAAACAACGGCACAGCAUUAGAGAGAUUAACAUUAGAAAUGAAAGGUUAAAUGGAGACGAGACUGCUGUGGAAGAAUUUUGCAACAACUUUCGAGACUUUAUCGAACAAGAAAAUUUGCAGCCUGAACAAAUCUACAAUGCAGAUGAAACUGGACUGUUUUGGAAGUGUCUACCCUCCAGAACUUCAGUAAUCAAAGGUAAAUGCACUGCUUCUGGGCACAAAUCAAUUGAAGAAAGAGUCACUGUCAUGUGUUGUGCGAAUGCAACAGGCUUACAUAAACUUAAACUUUGUGUUGUGGGGAAAGCAAAGAAACCUCGUUCCUUCAAGUCAACUGACACCUCAAACCUGCCGGUCUCUUAUUUUAGCCAAAAAGGUGCAUGGAUGGAUCUUUCCAUUUUCCGACAAUGGUUUGAUAAGAUCUUUGUGCCACAAGUUCGAGAGUAUUUAAGGUCCAAAGGCCUACAGGAAAAGGCUGUGCUGUUGUUGGAUAAUUCACCAACACAUCCAAAUGAAAACGUCCUGAGGUCAGAUGAUGGCCAAAUAUUUGCUAAAUAUUUACCACCCAAUGUGUCUUCAUUGAUUCAGCCCUCGGAUCAGGGGGUCAUGGCAACAAUGAAGAGAAACUAUCGUGCAGGCCUUCUCCAGAACAACUUGGAAGAAGGUAAUGACCUGAAAUCAUUUUGGAAAAAGCUGACUCUGCUAGAUGCACUCUAUGAAGUAGCAAUGGCAUGGAACUUAGUAAAGCCAGUUACCAUUAGCAGAGCAUGGAAGAAGAUUCUCCCUACCAUAGAGGAGAAAGAAUGCUUGGAGUUUGAUAAAGAAGAUACUUCGGUAGCUACUGUGGCCACCAUUUUACAGCACACCAAAGGAUUGGAAAAUGUGACUACUGAGAACAUUGAAAAAUGGCUUGAAGUGGACAGUACUGAACCAGGCUAUGAAGUCUUAACUGACAGCGAAAUCAUCAGAAGAGCACAAGGCCAGACAGAUGAAUCCAGUGAAAAUGAGGAAGAGGAAAUAGAACUGAUUCCAGAGAAACAUAUUAAUCAUGCAGCUGCUCUCCAAUGGACUGAAAAUUUACUAGAUUAUCUGGAACAACAAGGUGAUAUGAUUCUGCCUGAUAGACUGGUAAUACGUAAACUUCGAGCCACCAUCAGAAAUAAACAGAAGAUGACAAAUGCAAAUCAAUAAUGGCAUUUUAAUUUUACCAUUGUUUUGGUAAUUGUGUUUGUGACUCUUAUCUCUUUGGCUUAAUCUUUGUGUUUUGAAUUCUCAGACAUAGUCCUGUGAAAUACAGGUACAAAAAUGUAUCUGUAAGUGGUUUGAGGAUUAUGUGUUUUGCAUCAUCUAUGUUCCUUGUCCCUCCAUUGUGCAGAUAAUCAGAAGCCAAUUCUGUAUAGAUACAAAUGAAAUGUCCACAUGUAUUGGCUUUUGUAGAUCUAUGACUAUCCCUUCCAUAAUAGUGGCAUUUCCUGAAUUUUCUAGCAAUAGUUAGAUAACAAUGAACAGAUUGAGGACUUUCCCCAAGUCUUCUGCUUGAUUUGUGAGGGCUGCCAGAGUAAUCUUUUGUUGUACUAAUCAUCUUAGAUGGUUGUCUCUUUUGUGUGUUUGAUUAGGCUGAUAGAAUGAGAAUGAUCUAUAUUGUUAGAUUUGAGGGUGUCUAUAAUAAUUCAAAAUGAAGUUCAGUAAUGAGAGGAAACGAUGUAAGAAUUAUAAAAAUAAUUUAGAAAUUAUACUUGUGUGAGUGAUGAGAGGGAGAUUUUGUGGAAAUGAAGUAAAUAUAAUACAGAGAGUGAUUGCUAAAUUAGUGAGAAACUAUUAGAAACUUGAUAUGUAAAAGGUAUUCUGAUCAUUUGUAGGUAACCGGGAACUGAAAAUUUUGGGAAUUUAGGUUAUUUAUACAAAGGAAAUAACAGGCUUGUUUUAAUCAGGCCUUUUUAUUAUAUUAUGAAUUGGGUAACAGUAUAGGUUUAUUAUUUAUUCAUCUAAUUGUAGUACAGCUUUUGUAAUGUUAUAUGUGAUGGUAGGAGGUCCUGCCUUUUAUUUGGGGGAACAACUUACCAGAAAUUUUAAAAUUAGUAAGGUUUUUUUUUUUUUUUCCUGAGUACUUGGAAAUGUCUAUAAUUUGGAAAAUUUUAUUAUACUUGGCUGUUCUAUUUGAUAUGAAAAGAAGAAAUGAAAGGAAUAAAGUUUUUUAUUAUUUCAAAUAAGCUAUGUUUGUGACUUGUUUUAUGAAGAAAGCAGAAAUAAUUAUGGAAAAUUUUAGACUAGGGAAUUUAAUCAUUUAUUAUUUUGACACUUGUUAAAAAGAGAUUAUAUCUUCUAGAACUUCAUUUAAGUCAGAAUUUUGAUGAAUUUGCUUAGUAAACUCAAUGUUUAAGACAUUGAAAAGACUUUACCUAUGUGAAUAUUAAUUUCAUGUGUUUGUGAUUUAAAAGCAAAGUAUCUGAAUAUUAUUUCAUGCUUCGGUCCAAAAUUUUAAAAAUAGUAAUUUAGAAUUGCUCUCUAUUAGUCAUUUUUAAAAGGUGUAACUUUUUCAUUGUAAUACCUUGCAUUGUAUAGUACCUUUCUUAGAAUUCUAGGACUUUAAAAAGAUAUUUAGAUUUCCAUAAUUUCUAGCUGAUAUCUUUAUGUUAUAUGUCUAGAUUUUUAAAAAGAUUUAUCAGUGAUGAGAACUGUUUAAAAAUUGUAUUUUACAUGAACUGCCUCAGUGCACAGAGGGAAAAGGCACCAGAAGUUAGCAUAUAUAUCGAACCAGAUAAUAACACAUUCUGGUAUAAAUUAAAUUGUCUAUAGAGGAAAUUUCCAUUUUUCUAAAAAAAAAAAAAAUUGUACUGAAAAGCUUGAAGUUUCUGUUUGGAUUUGCUCACUUUCUUAAAUUAACCUUGUCAGUGAAAUUCAGCUUGUAUCGUUGCCACCUAGUGGUAAAUUAAACACUACUGUUACGCUAUGUGGUUUUAAACUUGAAUAACUAGUAAAAAGGCUCACUGUUGUGUGGCCUGGCGUGUGAACCUGUGUCUAGCCUGUGAGAGAUUACUCUUCCUCUGGUUUACAGUUGUCUCCUUUUCUCUGAAAGCUUCUAACACUGGUAGGCUAGCAGUUCUGUUUUGAUACCCUUGUCUCCUUAAACAUAAUUACAAAAGCUACCAAUUACAACUGAAUGCCAUUUUAUGUUCUAAGCAGCAUACUUACUAUAUUAUCAUAAUCCUCAAAACCAUCUCAUGAAUUAGGUGAAAAUAUUGAGACUCAGCUCAUACCCUUAAUUACUAAAGAUCACUUGGCUACAGGUAAGAAUUUAAAGCCAGGUAUUUGACUCCAAAGUCUAUGCUUACAUCAUUCAACCUAGACUCACCUCUUAACCUUUUCCAAUCUUCAACAUUUAUUCCUUGCCGCCAUGCCACCUGCUAUAGGUAUUUGAAUUUACUUGUCUAGUUCUCAAUACUCUUGUGGUAGCAAUUGCCUUUCCUUCACUCUUUUAUAGGGUUAGUCUUCCUCCUGCACUAUGGUGUAGUAUCUCUCUUGUUAACUGCAGUUGAGUUGGUGCCUAGUCUUUGCUUUG
Trichechus manatus latirostris (Florida manatee) is the source of this 4401-nucleotide messenger RNA. It is a transcript of the gene JRKL, whose product is annotated as JRK like. Gene Ontology annotation, molecular function: DNA binding. The transcript has a single exon. The record is from RefSeq and is a predicted model, not a curated record. Gene Ontology annotation, cellular component: nucleus. Bases 459 to 2033 code for a protein of 524 amino acids. Lineage: Eukaryota; Metazoa; Chordata; Mammalia; Sirenia; Trichechidae.